AUGAAGUCUUAAAGCGCUGGAGACGUGCCGUUAACAGGCAUUUGAAGAAAGCAGCAGCUCCUAUUCUGAUCGUGUUGUGUAUUACCUAUUGAACUAAAAAAAUGAGGGAAAUCGUGCAUCUUCAAGCCGGACAAUGCGGUAAUCAGAUUGGUGCAAAGUUUUGGGAAGUGAUCAGCGAUGAGCAUGGCAUUGACCCAACUGGCACUUACAAUGGUGACAGUGACCUCCAGCUGGAGAGGAUCAAUGUAUAUUACAAUGAAGCCUCAGGUGGCAAGUACGUCCCCCGUGCUGUCCUGGUGGAUCUUGAGCCGGGUACAAUGGACUCUGUCAGGUCUGGCCCCUUCGGACAGGUUUUCAGACCAGACAAUUUUGUUUUCGGUCAGAGCGGUGCUGGGAACAACUGGGCCAAGGGCCAUUACACAGAGGGGGCUGAGCUGGUCGACUCUGUUCUGGAUGUGGUGAGGAAGGAGGCAGAGAGCUGCGACUGCCUGCAGGGCUUCCAGCUCACCCACUCCCUGGGUGGGGGCACCGGCUCGGGCAUGGGCACCCUGCUUAUCAGCAAGAUCCGUGAGGAGUACCCCGACCGCAUCAUGAACACCUUUAGCGUGGUUCCCUCCCCCAAGGUGUCUGACACCGUGGUGGAGCCUUAUAACGCCACACUGUCCGUUCACCAGCUGGUAGAGAACACAGACGAAACUUACUGCAUUGACAACGAGGCUCUCUAUGACAUCUGCUUCCGCACACUGAAGCUGACCACACCCUCCUACGGUGACCUUAAUCACCUGGUGUCAGCUACCAUGAGCGGCGUCACCACCUGCCUGCGCUUCCCCGGCCAGCUCAACGCUGACCUGCGCAAGCUCGCUGUCAACAUGGUGCCCUUCCCCCGCCUUCACUUCUUCAUGCCUGGUUUCGCUCCCCUCACCAGCAGGGGGAGCCAGCAGUACCGUUCCCUCACAGUACCUGAGCUCACGCAGCAGAUGUUCGAUGCGAAGAACAUGAUGGCGGCUUGUGAUCCCCGUCACGGGCGAUACCUGACGGUGGCGGCCAUUUUCCGUGGACGCAUGUCCAUGAAGGAGGUUGAUGAGCAGAUGCUGAAUGUGCAGAACAAGAAUAGCAGCUACUUCGUCGAGUGGAUCCCAAACAACGUGAAGACAGCUGUCUGCGACAUCCCACCCCGUGGGCUCAAGAUGGCCGCUACCUUCAUCGGCAACAGCACGGCCAUCCAGGAGCUCUUCAAGCGUAUCUCUGAGCAGUUCACUGCCAUGUUUAGGCGCAAGGCCUUCUUGCACUGGUACACCGGCGAGGGCAUGGAUGAGAUGGAGUUCACAGAGGCGGAGAGCAACAUGAACGACCUGGUGUCCGAGUACCAGCAGUACCAGGAUGCGACCGCAGAGGAGGAAGGAGAGUUUGAGGAUGAGGCGGAGGAGGAGGCUGCGUAAUGUGUGUAAAUUAUUCCAAGCUGUAUAAUUUCUGACACAAUAUUUCCCAGAGUUUCAAAAACUGUCCUUUUUUGUCACUUCUGCUUAUUGCUUCUGUUUCCUUUCUGUACAGAAACCUGCCAAUAAAACCCAUUUUUAUAUAUA
Paramormyrops kingsleyae is the source of this 1583-nucleotide messenger RNA. RefSeq names its product tubulin beta-4B chain-like. Gene Ontology annotation, molecular function: GTPase activity; GTP binding; structural constituent of cytoskeleton. Gene Ontology annotation, biological process: microtubule-based process. Lineage: Eukaryota; Metazoa; Chordata; Actinopteri; Osteoglossiformes; Mormyridae. Gene Ontology annotation, cellular component: microtubule. The record is from RefSeq and is a predicted model, not a curated record.